AUAAUGACCAUUCCGACUGAUAAUCUCUAACCUGGGGUAUUGAUCAGUGGUCGUGACGUACGUGGGAUACAGUCGAGACGUUGCCGCUAGUACCCGCUUAACUUGUGUGUUUUGGGAGAGUAUCACCAGUUCAGGGGACCCCGAGCCCAACAUUCACACCUCCACGACGUGGGCUCUUCAUGCGUUUAUGUUUGGAAAGGUCAAUUAUUAGUGGCUAAAUUGAGACUAAAUGAGCGUGAAAUGAUAUUAAAGCCCAGAAAUAUCCAGAGCGAACAGAGCUUAUCAGAGAAAAACUUGAUAACCAUUCCCGGCAUGUAUCCAUUACAGUAAAACAUGGCCGGCCCUGGAUUUAAAGUUGGAGAACCAGCGGAGAAAUCCCCAACGGUUCAUUACGCCAAUUGGAAGGAAGAUAUGCUAUUAUUGAGACAAUUGCACGUUCUAAACCGAUCGGAGAGAAAUGUGGUUCAUAGGAUUAAAAUAGACCAAAAAGUUUUAUUUAAGAGGUUUCAAGGAAAGUUACACCGUUCACAGUUAACGAAGGCGCGGCUGACAGGUGACAAGGAUUUGGAACGUCAGUUGAGGGCAAGUAAGUUCCAUGGUCUUAAUGUUGAUAUUGUGAACACUGAAAAAGAUUUUGAAUUUCUGGAUCAGUUGAAAAAGCGAUCUACAAAAAGUACACGUAGUUCUAUCCGCAAAAAUAGCAUUGCUCCAAAGAGUAUAAUUUCAAAGAAAUCCGUGGAAAAAGAAAUGGAUACUAUUAUUCAGAAAGUGUUUCAAGUUCAAAGUGUUUCGAACACACAGAGAUCGAGGAGUAAAUCGUUCUCGGAGGGCAUGACAAUGGAAGCGUCUGCCACGACCGCUGGACAAAACAACCAGAAAUCGCCGUUGCCAAUAUUUUCUUUGCGACCGGCGACGUCUGGCGGAGAACGAUACGAUAAUGUAGAAGUGGUUUUGCCUGAUAUUUUCCUAAAAUCAACAAAGGGAAAACAGAAAAAAAUUAAAUCAAAACAAGGAAAUAAAUCAAACAACCAGCUUCAGGUGAAUUUUGAAAAUGACAGGGCGAAGACCUGCUCACCUCAUCUGCUUGGAAACGGCGGGAGUGUAACAUCGAAAUCGCCAUCACUGAGCAGACGACAGUCCGUAGCGACGAGCCAAGACAAAGGUUCGAGACGAACAAGUAUGUUUUCAAAAGAAGAGAAGGUGGACGUCGCACAGUUGUUACUGGACAAAAUGAAAUCAGUGGAUUACUCAUCCAGAGUUAAGGAUUUCUGCGAUUCUCUUGACGACCAGUGCGUGGACGGUGUAGAACAAGCUGAUUACUAUAAUCUAAGGUUGAAGGUAGCCACGAAGGAAUCCGAGGGAUACAGACCCAUGUCAGUCCCGGGAACACCAGAAAAAGAGUACAAGAGACAUGUUGGUGACGUGGGUGUUCUUAGUCUUACUCUAAAACCUCUUAACUUAGACUUCUCUCGUAGGGAUCACUCGUAUUCACAGUCGGCUGCUCCGGAUUUACCCACAGUUUCGUAUUCUUCAUCCGAAGAAGACGAUUCGGAUAUAGACGACGAAUAUUAACAACUUUAUCCAAAACCAAGAUCGAAAUAACUUAAACAAAUGGACUACAUCAUUCCAAGUCUGUGUUUGCAAUACAAGUAACAUGUAUUCUCAGUGACAUUUUUAAUAAGCGUGAUACUUGGAAUGACGGACUCGUCCACAGAUGUAAUGAUAGUGUAAGUGUUUAAAGAACAUGCAAUUAUUUCUACGAAAUGUCUCGGACAUUUACGAGUCGUAUGUUAUGUUUGUCGUAUAAGGAUAUUACUAUGGGGAAAGCCUUUCCAAAGGGUGGUAUACUUAGCGUUUUAUCUCCUGUAGUUCAGCCAGUAAAAAAAAUAAAAUUGAUUCCCAGAAGUCACGGAAUGGUCAGUGUCUAAUAAUGAGAGGUGAGUUACAAUUACUGCUCACUUUCACUAAAGCUGCUUCUUUUAAGUUUUACACCAAAGCGGUGACGUCUUAAAUUUUGAAAUCAAGUAGCGUCCCCCAGAGUUAUAUACAUGUAUCACUUUCUGAUAUAACAUAGCACUAGUUUAAAACUAAAACUUUUUCGGAACCCAGAGAGUGAGAAAUGUUCAAAAGAAAAGCUUAUAAAAUAUGUUUCCUUUCAUAAAAAUAUCCAAAGUAUAGUCAAUAUUAUUUACCCCUAAAACCUUCCUCGUUUUAUCACUGAGAAAUGAUACGUGAAGUAGCAUUAUCAUAUCCAUCUCCAAUGAUUUAUAUUUGUCACUUUCGACCUCAAAGUGCUUUGUAUUGGUUAUAUGUGAACUCGAGUAAUUUACUGGUCGCCCCACAGAUUACAAACACUAUGCACGCUGAAAUGUAUAUCAAUCCUCGCAACGAACCCUUCUAAACCGGUGUUAUUUAUCUCUAUAAUUGAUUCCAAAUACAAAUAAAUUCAUUAUUAAAUCAAAA
Molecule: messenger RNA, 2463 nt
Organism: Pecten maximus
Lineage: Eukaryota; Metazoa; Mollusca; Bivalvia; Pectinida; Pectinidae
Exons: 1
Coding region: 334-1572 (412 amino acids)
Source: RefSeq, a predicted model, not a curated record